AUGUCGGAUAAUGAUAUUGAAAAGAUCCAGCGCCUCACUGUUCCGCGUGGUGCCAUUCGCCCAAAACUACAACCCGUUCCAGUCUCAGACUACCGGUCGGUAGUGCGACAAAUAGAAAGGCGGGAUCGGCGGGACCGUGCACGUGCGGCGAUUGCUGCGGAGAUGCGGGAAGAGGAAGCUGCGCGUCGUGUUUGUUAUCAGAGAUUUUGGGUAGGACUACUCUGUAGUCUGUUGUUGUUAGCCAUCACAAUGGCGUUAAUGUACUCUCCACUCUGUCAAAAUGCUGCUGUUGCAUUUUUGAAGUUCAUGAGAGAGUUGCUUGGGUUGUAA
Messenger RNA from Trypanosoma theileri, 330 nucleotides. RefSeq lists its product as uncharacterized. The record is from RefSeq and is a predicted model, not a curated record. Bases 1 to 330 code for a protein of 109 amino acids. NCBI's taxonomy places the organism in Eukaryota, Euglenozoa, Kinetoplastea, Trypanosomatida, Trypanosomatidae. The transcript has a single exon.